CACUACGUGGCAUUUUCCAACUUCCAGUGAACCUGUCCAAGGGAGGCUGUUUUUCUAGACCGUGGUAUUUACACGUUGUUCAAUUUCCGCUGGAGGUAAAUACUUAUAGUGUUUUAAAAUAUCACGUGUAAGCUUUUUAAACCUCAAAUACUGAAUCAAGAUGAGAGUGUUUGGAAGCACUGAUUUACGGUACUCAAUGGCUACCUAUCAAGAAUUCAUCCAACAAAAUGAGGACAGAGAUGGCGUGAGAUUCAGCUGGAAUGUUUGGCCAUCCAGUCGUAUAGAGGCCACUCGAAUGGUUGUUCCUCUCGGCUGUUUGUUUACUCCACUCAAAGAGCGACCUGACCUUCCACCAAUCCAGUAUGACCCAGUUCUCUGUACCAGACCGACAUGCCGAGCCAUCCUCAAUCCAUUUUGUCAAGUGGACUACAGAGCUAAAGUCUGGGCCUGUAACUUCUGCUUCCAGAGAAAUCCGUUUCCUCCCCAGUAUGCAGCCAUUUCAGAUCAGCACCAACCAGCUGAGAUCAUUCCACAGUUCUCUACCCUGGAAUACACAAUCACAAGAGCAACGUGUCAUCCUCCGGUAUUCCUAAUUGUUCUGGACACAUGUAUGGAUGAGGAAGAUUUGCAAGCUGUCAAGGAAUCCCUACAAAUGUCUUUGAGCUUGCUGCCCCCAAAUGCCCUUAUCGGUUUGAUCACUUAUGGAAAAAUGGUACAAGUUCAUGAGCUCGGCUGUGAAGGCUGUUCCAAAAGCUAUGUAUUCAGAGGAACCAAAGAUUUAACAGCUAAACAGAUUCAGGAAAUGUUGGGUUUACAAAAAGGUGGUGCAACACAGCAACAAAGAGGUCCGCAGCAACAGCAGCAGCUGCCCUCCAACAGGUUUUUACAACCAGUUCACAAGUGUGACAUGAACUUAACUGACUUGCUAGGGGAGUUGCAGAGAGAUCCAUGGCCUGUGGCCCAGGGAAAGAGGCCUCUUAGGUCCACAGGGGUAGCCUUGUCUAUAGCUGUUGGUCUGUUAGAAUGCACAUUUCCCAAUACUGGGGCAAGGAUCAUGCUUUUUGCGGGUGGACCUUGCACGCAGGGUCCUGGUAUGGUUGUAGACGAUGAGCUGAAAAAUCCCAUCAGAAAACAUUUGGACAUUGAAAAAGACAAUGUCAAGUACAUGAAGAAAGCCAUGAAGCAUUAUGAAAUGUUAGCCAAUCGGUCUGCAAAGAACGGUCAUGUGGUGGAUAUAUAUGCCUGUGCACUGGAUCAGACAGGGCUACAUGAAAUAAAGUUCUGUCCAAGAUACACAGGAGGCCACAUGGUGAUGGGGGACUCCUUCAAUACUUCUCUGUUUAAACAGACAUUCCAGAGGGUGUUCUCCAAAGAUGCCAAGGGAGAGUUCAAGAUGGGAUUUGGUGCCACAGUAGAGAUUAAGACAUCACGAGAGCUGAAGGUUUCUGGUGCUAUUGGACCAUGUGUGUCCCUUGGGGUGAAGGGAUCAUGUGUGUCUGACACAGAGAUGGGCCUUGGGGGCACCUGCCAGUGGAAAUUGUGUGGUCUCUAUCCUAACACCACCCUUGCUUUUGUAUUUGAAGUUGUUAGUCAGCACAAUGCACCAAUUCCGCAGGGUGGGCGAGGUUACCUCCAGUUCAUCACACAGUACCAACACUCUAGUGGUCAACGACGGGUCAGGGUCACAACUCUAGCCAGGAAUUGGGCAGAUGCAAGCACAAACAUUCAGCACAUUGCAGCAGGGUUUGAUCAGGAGGCAGCUGCUGUAUUAAUGGCUAGGACGGCUGUAUUCCGUGCGGAGACAGAUGAUGGCCCAGAUGUUCUUCGUUGGUUGGACAGGAUGUUGAUAAGGCUGUGUCAGAAGUUUGGUGACUACCACAAGGAUGAUCCUAACUCAUUCCGAUUCACAGAAAAUUUCUCCCUGUACCCACAGUUCAUGUUUCAUUUAAGACGGUCACAGUUUUUACAAGUAUUCAACAACAGUCCUGAUGAAACCUCAUACUACAGACACAUGUUGAAUGUUGAGGAUCUCACUCAGUCUCUGAUCAUGAUUCAGCCAAUUCUGUAUGCCUACUCAUUUAAUGGAACUCCGGAACCUGUUCUCCUGGACACCAGUAGUAUACAGCCAGACCGCAUCCUCCUUAUGGACACGUUCUUCCAGAUUGUAUUAUAUCAUGGGGAGACAAUCGCUCUGUGGCGAAAACAGGGGUAUCAUGAACAACCUGAAUAUGAGAAUUUCAAACAGCUUCUGAAUGCUCCAGUGGAUGAUGCCCAGGAAAUCCUACAGACGAGAUUCCCAAUGCCGCGAUAUAUUGACACAGAACAUGAUGGCUCACAAUCUCGAUUCUUACUGUCCCGAGUUAAUCCAUCACAGACCCACAACAACAUGUAUGGAUUUGGACAGCAGUCAUCUGGAAUGAUUGUAACAUCAUCAGAUACCUAUCAGGAUGGUGGUGCAGCGGUGCUGACAGAUGACGUUAGUUUGCAGGUUUUUAUGGAACACUUAAAGAAAUUGGCCGUGUCCAGUUCCUCAUGAUACUGACCAGUACUUAACUGAUAGUGACCAACACACAGAUGAUAAAGAUCCACAGGAUGGGCGUUGUGACUGGAGACUCUAACGAUACCAUGUGCCAAGUACAGACAGGACUUCUGACACAAACUGAACAAUUGUGGGAUUUAUUUUCAUCGUAAAAACUAAAUUGUUUAUUUCUAUGAAGUUUUACAUUUGGUAAUGCUUUCAUCUCAUCCAUUGUUGUGCGAUUUUUGGUACCUGGUUGUAUGGAUGUGGAUGAGUUACUAACUUAGGACUGCAAGGUGCCCCUAGCAUGAACCUACGGUAGGAUUGCAAGGUGCCCCUCACCAUUUGUGAUUUAGUGUUGUUAUGAUAGUGCUAUUUAUUACAUGCAUUGUUGUAAAUGGUUAAUAAAAUGGAAAAAGUAUAAAAA
Messenger RNA from Ostrea edulis (European flat oyster), 2945 nucleotides. Its product is annotated as protein transport protein Sec23A-like. Gene Ontology annotation, biological process: intracellular protein transport; COPII-coated vesicle budding; COPII-coated vesicle cargo loading. Gene Ontology annotation, molecular function: GTPase activator activity; zinc ion binding. Gene Ontology annotation, cellular component: COPII vesicle coat; endoplasmic reticulum exit site. Bases 161 to 2536 code for a protein of 791 amino acids. The record is from RefSeq and is a predicted model, not a curated record. The transcript has 20 exons. NCBI's taxonomy places the organism in Eukaryota, Metazoa, Mollusca, Bivalvia, Ostreida, Ostreidae.